This is a messenger RNA of Penaeus monodon (black tiger shrimp), 378 nucleotides long. RefSeq names its product tetra-peptide repeat homeobox protein 1-like. The record is from RefSeq and is a predicted model, not a curated record. The transcript has 2 exons. Lineage: Eukaryota; Metazoa; Arthropoda; Malacostraca; Decapoda; Penaeidae. Bases 26 to 298 code for a protein of 90 amino acids.
UCGAAGAGCCUCCUCCGCCUUUAGCAUGAAAAUGACUGGCAUUAAGAUCGUUUUGCAGUUGGCUGCAGUUGCUCUGGUGUGCAACAUGGACUCGGCGAUUGCUGAGCCUCUUCCUGUUGCUCUUCCUCUUCCUCUUCCUGACCCUGUAGCUCUUCCUCUUCCUCUUCCUGACCCUGUAGCUCUUCCUCUUCCUCUUCCUGACCCUGUAGCUCUUCCUGUACCUGGCCCUGAUGCUCCUCCCGUCUCUCUUCCUGAUCAUCCUUUUCCUCAAGAUUCCCCAAAGACUGAAGAUGUGUGAGAGCGGCCCUUCGUCGUCCUGAACAGCUGAUCUUGACCCAGACCAUUUCUCCUGCAAAUGAAAUAAAUGCUUUUAGUUGC